Peronospora belbahrii is the source of this 303-nucleotide messenger RNA. NCBI's taxonomy places the organism in Eukaryota, Oomycota, Peronosporomycetes, Peronosporales, Peronosporaceae. The record is from the annotation of a GenBank genome assembly.
AUGAAUGUGCUGACGAAGAAGCCGCCCGGCAUUAUCGAUAUUGUGGUUGUUGGAAGCCCCUGCACGGUGCGUCAAUAUGUUGGAAAGAAGUCACUUAAAGCACGUGCAGAGGUAGCUAUGAUUAUUGAGAACCAAACGAAGAUACAGGAUGAGGCGACUGUAGAAGACAAUGAAUCGCCGUUGUGGAGAGUGACGCGAAACAUGGGCAAGAAACAUAUUUCUGUUAGUGAAGUUAUGGUGGUGACACGAGAGGAUCCACGCGGGUACCAAGACGCGAUGAAUAGCAAGGACGUGGAGAUUUGA